This is a messenger RNA of Poeciliopsis prolifica (blackstripe livebearer), 2851 nucleotides long. It is a transcript of the gene flvcr1, whose product is annotated as FLVCR heme transporter 1. Gene Ontology annotation, cellular component: mitochondrion; membrane. The record is from RefSeq and is a predicted model, not a curated record. NCBI's taxonomy places the organism in Eukaryota, Metazoa, Chordata, Actinopteri, Cyprinodontiformes, Poeciliidae. Gene Ontology annotation, molecular function: heme binding; heme transmembrane transporter activity. Gene Ontology annotation, biological process: erythrocyte differentiation; mitochondrial transport; transmembrane transport.
UUAUUUGUGAAUUCUUGAUUCCAACUAAUAAAAUAUGGCGCCCUUUAUUUUGAAGAGUAUUUCUGAACUUCAUUUAUAAAUACUUUCUGUUGCCCCGCCCCUCCCCCCAUGUUGUUCUGCCCUGAGCCCCGCAGGACUUCGCACCGCCCCUGUCAGAUGCGGGUAUUUAACCGGAUGCGGAGCCGCUCUGUCAUUGGCUGCUCGGCGUCGGAAGGUCCGGCGGGUGUUACCGGCUGAGCGGAGGCCGCAUGGCCGGGAUGCUGGCGGCGGACUAGACUCCGCUGCGGAGGGAUUUUAAUCAUCCAUUCCGGGAGGACGGACCGCCGCAGGGUCUUCUGAUGAGGAAACAACUGCUUUCUGUUUUUAUGUCGCUUCCGCUUCCAGUUCUUCACCCGUGACGUCAUGGUGGCGGCAGAGCUCGUGCAGGAGCAUCUGCACGCGGACAGCGGCGCACCUGACGACAUCACGGCCGUCAGAAAGAGUCCGCAACCGGAGAGCGCACGGCGGCCAGCCGACACCGAAUCCUGCUCUGACCCGGCAUGCGGUGGGCCCGACCGGCACCGGGACAGGCACCGGGACCGGGAGGAGCUGGAGGUCCCACCGGAUGAGAGCGCGGCGAUGCUGCCCGGCGCCGGCGGAGGAGAGGCGGAGGAGGUGGGAAGGAGGGCGCCGGAAACCAGGCUGUAUUGGCGGCGGUUCGCGGUUCUGGCCGUGUUCAGCCUGUACUCCCUCGUGAACGCCUUCCAGUGGAUCCACUACAGCAUCAUCACCAACGUGUUCACCAGAUACUAUGACGUCACGAGCGACAAGGUGGACUGGCUGUCCAUGGUCUACAUGGUGGCCUACAUCCCGCUCAUCUUCCCGGCCACCUGGCUGCUGGACCGCCGCGGUCUGCGGCUCACCGCCCUGCUGGGCGCCGGGCUCAACUGCGCAGGCGCCUGGCUCAAGUGCGCCAGCGUGAGCCCCGACAGGUUCGGGGUCACCGUGACGGCGCAGGUCAUCUGCUCCGUGGCGCAGGUCUUCAUCCUCGGCCUGCCGUCCCGCAUCGCCUCGGUGUGGUUCGGACCGCGGGAGGUUUCCACCGCGUGCGCCGCCGCCGUGCUGGGCAACCAGCUGGGGACGGCCAUCGGGUUCCUCAUACCUCCAGUUCUGGUACCAAACACACCGGAGGACCUGGAGCGAACAGGUCGCAACAUCAGCAUCAUGUUUUAUGGGACAGCAGCUGUUUCCACCGGCCUCUUUGUCCUCACAGUCAUAGUGAUAAAAGACAAACCGCCUCUGCCGCCCAGCCAGGCGCAGGCUGUGUUACCGGGCGUCCCGCUGGACGAUUACUCCUACAAACAGUCCAUCAUCAACCUGAUCAAGAACAAAGCCUUCGUUCUGCUGCUCGUUAGCUACGGCAUCCUGACCGGAUCCUUCUACUCCGUCUCCACGCUGCUCAACCAGAUCAUCCUCCAUUACUUCCAGGGUCAGGAGCUGAACACCGGGCGGAUCGGACUGACUCUGGUUCUGGCCGGGAUGGUCGGGUCCAUCCUCUGUGGCCUUUGGUUGGACCACACCAAAACCUACAAGAUAACCACUCUCGUCGUCUACCUGCUGUCCUUCGUGGGGAUGCUGGUCUUCACCUUCACCUUAGACUUGAACAACAUCUACCUGGUCUUCUUCACAGCUGGAGUCCUCGGGUUCUUCAUGACCGGCUACCUGCCUCUGGGCUUCGAGUUCGGCGUGGAGAUCACCUACCCCGAGUCUGAGGGGACGUCAUCAGGGCUGCUCAACGCUUUCGCACAGAUCUUCGGCAUCAUCUUCACUCUGAUUCAGGGCCGGCUGACCACGGCCUUCGAUCCGCUGGCUGGGAACAUCUUCCUGUCCGCCUGGAUCCCUGGUGUGAUUCUGACUGCUUUAAUAAAGUCGGAGCUGAAACGACACAACGUCAACAUGGCGACGGAGAGCAAAGCCCUGCAGGCGCGUCCCACCGAUCGCCAUGGCGACCGUCCAGCUGGACAUCAAGCCAACGGUGUCCAGCUGGAGCCUUCGCUCAGCAUCUCCAGGGAAACGUCUCUGUGAGAACCAGAACCAAGCCCGGGCGGCUCCAGAACCCGGUCGGGUCCAGGUUGUACUUGGAAGCAACACUCCAAGACGGGUUGCUGCGUCUGGAGUUUCAGAACCCAAAACGGAUCUCCUGCUGCUUCUCCAACCAGAUCCAGGAGGGACCAGAACCAUGACGAUUGGACUGGAACAGAGCCAGAACCUGGACCUUGUCUCAGUUGGUCCCGGUUCUGUCUGGACACAUUUGAACUGGACCAUGACAGACAAUCAGCUGCUCCUCAGAGUUCUGCAGCACAAAGCGGACCGGACCGAACAGAACCAGGGAGAACAGUGCACAGAAAAGCACAACUUCCUGUUUCCCAUUGCAGUGUUUUCUAAGCGGGGCCUUCGGGGGGCGCUGUGGGGAGGAAGAUGACGAAAAAAAUGCAAACUUUAAAUUUGAAUCCCAUAAAUUUUUUUAUUUUAAAUAUAUCUAAUAUUCAAUCAUGUUUUUUGAUAAAAUAAAAGUUAAGAUAAUUUAUGUAAAUGUUAUUUCUGAUUAUGAUUUUCUCAUCAAAUUCACUUUUUCCUCCAAGCGAGAAUGGAAAAGUUUCUGACAAAAGGCACAAAAAAAUCAUGAGAACUUUGGGAAUAAAAUUAAAUUUGAUGUGAUUAAUAUAAAAUAUUGUAUUAUGGGAUAAUAAAGUCAUAAUAUAUUACAUGAUGUAUCAUGGCCAAUUAAAAUCAGAUGUAAUGAGUUAGCAUUUAUGCUUAAUGGAUGUAAUAAUUACUGAAGUAAAACAUUCUAAAAGUUUUUGUUUCUUUA